AAAAAACCUUCCAAGGCCCCGAGGGGGACGGACGCUGGUGUCCCGAAACCCGCCGGUGAUUUUUUCAAAAAGCCGGAGGGGCCAUCGGCGGCCCCAAGUGCUGAUGCGACUGCCGCCGCCAAGAGGAAAGGCACGGGCAGAGAUCCCGAGGGCAAGAAGCCCAAGACCGGGGAUGCCGGGAAGAAAGUCCCCCCGGUGAUCAUUGUUGAUGAAUGCCCCGCCUCCGGGGCGCACGAGGAGAUGCCGGUGGCGAAAGUGCCGUCGGGUGUCUGGGGGCCAUCUUCCGAGGUCCUUAUGGUUUCCCUCCCGGCUGGUACGGCCGUAAUGAACGGCACGGCUGACCCGAGGGCGCUUCUGAGAGGCAUAACCCUCGAGAUUGACAGAGUAGCCCUCGGGGCUGAUGAAGAUCAAGCCCUCGAGGACAGGAUCCUCCGGUCUUCCCUCACGACCUGCAUUGCCCUCGGGGAGCAGGCCCGGCGGCUAGAAGAGUGGCGCCUUCGCCAGGCCGAGCAGGACGCCAAGAUGCGGGAGCUCGUCCACCAGAAUUCCGAUGUCGUCUGGCAGAUGGCUAUGCUGGAGGAGAGCCUUCGGCAGAUUACCCUGCGGGCGGAGGCCGCAGAUCAGGGCAGGGCGGAGGCUGAGAGGUCCGCAGCUGAGGCUUUGGAGAGAGCUGCCAGGGAGGCCGAAACCGCGAAGGUGGAAGCCGUCGAGAGAGCCCGAGGGGACGCCAUCUCGGGGUUCUUGGCAGGGGGUGGCGGGCUGAGGAGCACAAGCAAUGGCUGUCCUCGGUCGUCGAGUCCUCGGUUGACGAGUGGUGCGAUGGGCCGGGUGUGGAGUGGGUUUCCCGAAAGGGUAAACAAUAUUAUGAUGGGGGCGAGUUUUUCACCCAAGCCCUCAUCUACCGGAGGAUGGCUCGCUACUUGAAGAUUGAGCCAAAGGACUUCGACUCGGCGGCAUGCGGGCUUCCCCCCUGCAGCCAGACGUCCGCGUUCCUCUCCCCUCCGAUGUCGAGAGGCCAGACAUAGAGGAUACAG
Molecule: messenger RNA, 1034 nt
Organism: Cuscuta europaea
Lineage: Eukaryota; Viridiplantae; Streptophyta; Magnoliopsida; Solanales; Convolvulaceae
Source: the annotation of a GenBank genome assembly